AGUUUGUUUACAUUUGAAACCAAAUUCCAGUAACAACACGACAGUUUUCACAUACAUUGAAAUACAUUUUGCCAUGUAAAGUUAACAAUUUGAGUUAUACAAUAUACUGAGAAAUCCAGAAUGAUUGAUUGCAGUCAGUAACCGUGAUAAUGGAAAGUAAGCUUAAGAAAUCAUACUGAAAAAGAGUCUGUCAUGUCUGGUGCAAGAUACAAACCUGGGAGCAGGAAGUUCCCUAGACGUCGGGAAUCCCCAGCGCCAUCAGAAGGAUCUGUUGGUUCUGAGGGAGGAGUUAUUUCACGACAGACUUACCAGGCUCCAGAAGGAUAUGACACACCCAUCAUCAGACAGUUUAGAGAAUAUCUGGACAAUACUGGAUUGGAGCAGAACUUUAAAGAUCUGAUUAAACUUCUACUGGACAGGAAUGAACUGCCUUAUAAUCCAUAUCCUGGAUUUGUCAAUCGGUUCAGACAGUUUGGUGAAAAAUUUCACAUGGAACAAGAAUCUGCUGAGAAAAUUCAUCAUAAACUUAGAAAUGCGAUGAAGGAGACAUUUCUGCCAUAUCUGUUUACCGUUAAGAACCAUAACACAGUUUGGGGUUUGUCUAGUAUUCUCAAGGUUAUCAACCCUCAGGCUUUGUCUAAAUAUAAAUGGCUGCUUGAUGACCUAACGCCACAUCCUGAAGAUGUUUUAUCAUCUGGUGAUUAUACUAAUCAGGUGAUGUUAGCACUGGUAGGAUCGUGUGUAUUUGACGGAACAUUUUUCCCACAAGUCCACAGUGUAACGAUUAGGAAGGAGUACCUGGUAUCUGGGGAAGAUGUACAGCAGGGUGUGUCAAUAUUUGUUAAUUCCAUUAUGGCUGAAAUUGACAGCAUGUACAGCAAUCCAAGACAUAUCAUGUUAGGUAUAAACAUUCCUUAUGCUAAUGAAGAAUACCCUGAUGUAGUAAUGUUUGAGUUCUGGGAUCCUGAUAGAAUACAAGGAGACAAGGAUGAGUUUUUACAGAUUGUAAGUGAUACAGUUGUCAAUAAUAAGUACAUUCACAUGGAGUGUGUCCUAAGAAUCAGUCCUUAUCAUCCACAAUACAUGAGGGGUACUAUACAAUUCUCUUUGAACUUUUUAGAGAUAAAAGAUGACCUCAUUGAGGAAGGUUUGCAGAGUUUUGCUGAGUAUCCUAUGGCCUCUCUACAUGAAGGAGUAUUUCUAAAUGCAACCCAUGCAGAAGCUUAUCUGUCCAUCUUCUCACCAACAGUAGACCAAUAUGAUGAUCAGACACCAAGGUCACCUUUACCACAGAGUAGACAGGCCAAGGGCAGAGCGCCAACCAGUCAUGCACCAAGUCGUGCACACAGUCGAGCACACAGCAGGGUCAGCCAAAUAACAGGACAUAGUAGAAAUAGAAAGUUCUCAUCAGCUCAGGGCCAAGAUCUCACUCGUAUAAAACAGCAUGUGUAUGACAGAAUGGACCAUAUCAAACCACAGAAAGUUAGAAUUGAUGGGUUCCGUAUUGGUGAUGAAUCUUCAUAUGGACCAUUUGCCUGGCAGAUCACUACACCCAUCAAAGCCUACUUACAAAAGAAAAUGGCCAGUCAUCAGAUGCAUGCAGAAUUGUUUGAAGCUGUACUCUGUGGAAUUCUGUUAUGGCUACUGGACAGAGAAUCAUUUAACAAAGAUCUAACUGUUGAGUUGUACAAACUAACCCACAGUACUGCAGGAUCAUUAUAUCUAAUAAUGGAACAGAAUAAAACAUUACGUUAUAUACUAAAAGCUUUUGUUAAUAGACAAGAAACAGGACCAAUGAGGGAAUACCUGGCAUUGUACAGAGAAUCCUUCGUUCAUCUGUUCCUAAGUAGUUUAUAUGAGAGAAGUAAUGAACAGAUAACUGUUGGUAAGGUAGCAGUAGCACAGCUUGAUGAUCUCAUGCCCAAUAGUAUGAUUCAGUUUGGGUCAUAUGAUCAUGUGCAAAUGGCCCUAAAGACAUUGAAGAAUAUGAACUGGUACUGCAUGUCCCUUCUACUACAGCUCUCAGAGGAUAGUCUCAACAGGUGUCCAAUAUUUAAGGACAUUCUCAUUACCAUGAAGUCUACAUUCCCAGAUGUUAUACCACAACCUAUCACCAGACACAGGAACAGACAGGAUCCAGCGGGAGUUGACCUGGAAACUGAUGUUGUACAUGGCUUAGAGGAUGAAAAUAUUAUAAAUCAUGAAAGAUUAGUGAUAAACAUAGAUGAAUGUGAAGCCAAAGAUUCAGCUCCUAAGACAAUAUCAAGGGAAUCUGUUUUCAUUAAAUAUAUGAUAGAUACCCAUUUAGAUGAAUCAUGGCACAAGUAUUUGACAGAGUUGGUGACAGCAGAGUUUUUCCCUCCAAAUCCUUUUCCACGUCUAACAACAAUCUUUAGACAGAAUGCUAUGAGAAUGGACCUGUGUUUUGAGAGAGAUUCAGUAAUUACAGAGAAUAUUUUAAAUACUAAUAUCAAGUUAGAUGAUAAAGAAAAUUUUAUUUUCAACAUUCCUGGAAUUGAUGCAUAUGGAACACCAAGUGCCUUACAAGUUCUUGACACUGGAAUCUACAUGAACUUAAGUCAAAUUGUUUCCAUGUUGACACAACAGAACUACAUACAGAGAAAAGGUCCAUACAGGGUUGGUAUUUGCUUGGCAUUAAGUGGUCCUAGCAUACUAUAUGGUAAAAUGCAGCCAUAUUUAAAUGAAGUAGAGUUACAUGAACAUUGCUAUAUCAUGGGACCACCUGGAUGUCAAGGGGAGGCAGUUCAACUGUUUGCUAUGAUUGUUCAGAACUACCUUGUUGAUCUGAUACAAAAGAACAUGAUACCAGUAUCAGGUAUAUAUUUCGGUGAAAGUCAGAAUAGAUGGACAUGGGAAGACAUACUUACACUCAGAGCUGGAUUUAUAUCUGAAUUCUGUACAAUCUGUAACAGGAAGGGACCUAUAUUUAUGAAGGCCUUUGUUUUGAUGGACCAAUGGAGAUAUGUUCCAGUAAGAAAAUAUUUCCUACUUCAUUUUAUGACUGAUGAUGAAAUUGAAGGAGAAUUGUUUUUCCCAGACAAUCCAGUAGCAUUUUAUCAAAGCAUAUUCCUUAGUAGAGAUAGGGCAGCCUUCCACUAUCAGAAUGGUGGACCAAAACAGGGAGUGAAUCCCAUGACUGGCCCUAAUGUAAAGAAUUCUGUCAAUCAUUUAGAUUAUAUGAUGGCUGCUGCCAAGUCAAGAUCUGAUUGGAUAACAGUUCACAGGGCCCUCCUUCUUAAGAGUCUUAUUCAGCAGAAUGACACCCAUAUUGGUGAGUCCUGGAGAAUGCUUCACUCUGUGGCUGCUCAAGUGGAGUAUAUUAUAGCUCUCAUUGAUGCUAUACAGGAUCUGGUUCAGCUAAUUAUAGAAUAUAAGGAAUUCCUUACGAAAUAUGAGUCAUCACCAAAAACAGCUGCAAGUCAAAGAACGAGGGCAACACCUCCUCAAUCCAGAGCUCAGACAGGUCAAAAGACAGCUGAUUCACACAAAGCAAGAAAAGCAAAUACUCUAUUACCUAACUUCCAGAGUCCCAUUGAUGAAGGAGUAUUUGGUCAGAUGUGCAUGGUGUUCCACAGACGUCUGGUAGAGAUAUGUAAAGGGAGGAUAACUCUUGCUAGCACUGCAUUAUCAGAAUUUGUUAAAGCUAAAUUGAAAACAUCAAUAGAAGAGGAUCCAUAUCUUAAUAACUUUUACUUUGCUUAUGAAGACCAGACAUUAUUCCGUUUGGAGGAAGUGAAACAUAUGAUGAGAAUGGUGCAAGACUGUUUAUCUUCAGAUGUACAUUUGAUCAGUGACAAAGCACAAAGUGUUGUAGAUAACCUUGAAACAAAUAUGGAUGAAGGUCGACCUAGUUCUGUGGCAUCAUACAUACUUAAUGAUCCUUACAUGAAAAUUAAACAUCCAAGAGCCCAGAUGACGGCCAUAUUGGAAUGAUUCUAACAAAAAGACCAAUGUUAUUGUUUAUUGAUCAUGGAAAUGUAAAAGUGCUAGUAAGGCAUGGUGUCCUAAUGACACAUAGGCUCAAUUUUUAUGUAGCAUUGGGUAAAAUAAGAAUGUCUAGUGCCUAGUGUCUAGUCUAGUUUUUUGUAUUAUGUACAUUUUUAGGGGUCAAAUCAGUCAUUAGGCAAGGUACUGAAGUAGCAUUUUUUUAGUAUAUAAAUAAUAUGAGAAAUAAUGUUAUUGACCCUCGUCUCUUUACAAGAUUAUAUAUUUUUCUUUCAAUUAUUGGUCCUUGGUAAAUGUCUCUUAACAUUGUUACAUUACCUGUAUAUAGUUUCUGGUUAUUUCUAUCAUCAUUGGUUUUGCUCAUUGUUGAAGGUUGUAUGGUUACCUCUAGUUGCUUACUUCUACAUCAUUUGGUUAUUGGUGGAGAGCUGUCUCAUUUGCAAUCAUUCCACAUCGUGUAUAUGGAUACUCUGCUUUAUUUUAUAUGCAUUACAUGAAAUCCACUAUUUCAAUAUAAGUAAUGAGUUUAAAUCUGAGAUAUGAUGUAAAGCUCAAAUUUAUAGCAACCCUAAAACAGAAACAAAAAGUUGUAUGUUCAAUACUUUCAAUGUGUUGCACUCAACUAUAGAGACAUGUUCACUAUAAUGUAGUUUAUUUUAACUUAUUAUGUAUUAAGGUAAAAAUUAUAAAUGUAUGUAUCAUUAGUCCAUGCAAAAUCUGUUUUUUAAGGUGGUACCUAACACUACAGGGAGAUAACUCUGUAAAGUCAGCGAAACGUUUUAAUUAUGUUGUGUUGUAAAGGGAAUAUUAAGCUUCUCAAUGAUCAAAAUUGAUGUUUGUCAAAUUACUAUAUAAACAGUGUAAUUUUUCUGACAAAACGGUUGGUUCAAAAUUUAAAAAAAAAAUUAUAUUUUUGUUAAAGGGUCAAAGUAAAUAUUAUGACAAAAUUUGAUGAAAAUUAAACGAGCCAAAUUAAUUUGAGUGAAAGUGUUGGGUACCACCUUAAAUAUAUUCCCAAGAAAUCCAAAACUUAUGUUUUGAGUUUAACUGAUACUCAAUUUGGUUUAAAUAUAAUCUGAGGCUGCCAAAUAUAAAUCAUUUCUGUCCAUAUUUUGUUUUAUUCCAUAUUGUUUAAUGUACAUGCCUGUUUAUAUUUUUUAAAAGUUUUAUCAUUACAUUGAGUCUGACAUAUUGUAAACUGUGAUAUCUUAUGUGAAU
Messenger RNA from Mytilus trossulus (common blue mussel), 5184 nucleotides. RefSeq lists its product as uncharacterized. The record is from RefSeq and is a predicted model, not a curated record. The transcript is spliced from 31 exons. NCBI's taxonomy places the organism in Eukaryota, Metazoa, Mollusca, Bivalvia, Mytilida, Mytilidae. The coding region runs from base 193 to 3954 and encodes 1253 amino acids.